AUGCCGCAGCGUUCGCCUUUUGCCAUUCAAGAGCUGCUGGGCUUGGCGGUGGCAGCGGCCACAGAAACGCCGACCGAUUUGUCGACAACAACGACAGCUGUUGCCGGUGCAACAUUGGCAAAAGAGCGCCAAACGCCGACACCGCCAAAGACAACAAAUGCCAUAAUGGCAGCAGGAACUCUAGCAACAACAGUAGCAACAGCAACAGCAACAGCAACACCCAGCACAUCAGCAACAUCGUACGGCAGUGGGGCGGCAGCAACAGCAACAGCAACUAAUGCGACUGAGGGCAAUUUAACAGCCGCUUUGGAGCCACAGCAGCAGCAGCACCACCAGCAGCACCACCCACUACGGGAGCACCACCAAAUGACCAUGGCGGCUGCCUCGCGAAUGGCCUACUUCAAUGCCCAUGCGGCGGUGGCCGCGGCCUUUAUGCCCCACCAACUGGCCGCGGCGGUGCAGCACCAUCACCAGCAUCAGCACCACCCGCACCACCAUCCGCACCACCCACACGGGGCAGCUGGGGGGCCGCCUCCGCCGCCGAUGCAGCACCACCACCCGCACCAUCCUCACCACCCACUGCUGCAUGCGCAGGGAUUUCCGCAGUUGAAAAGCUUUGCCGCAGGAGCCGGAACUUGUUUGCCCGGCUCGCUGGCGCCCAAGGACUUUGGCAUGGAUGGGCUGAAUGGUUUUGGAGUGGGUCCCAAUGGCAAAAAGAAGAAAAAGAAGCGACGGCACAGCCGCACCAUAUUCACCAGUUACCAACUGGAGAAACUGGAGGAGGCCUUCAAGGAAGCCCAUUAUCCCGACGUGUAUGCCCGGGAGAUGCUGUCCCUGAAGACGGAGCUGCCCGAGGAUCGCAUACAGGUCUGGUUCCAGAAUCGUCGGGCCAAGUGGCGCAAGACGGAGAAGGUCUGGGGCGGCAGUACGAUAAUGGCGGAGUACGGACUCUACGGGGCCAUGGUGCGGCACUCGCUGCCCCUUCCGGACACGAUCCUCAAGUCGGCCAAGGACAACGACGCGGUGGCUCCCUGGCUACUAGGUAUGGAGCAGAAAUGCAUGCACCGCAAAUCGAUCGAGGCGCAGUCGGCGCUCAAGGACGACUCGGGGGUGAGUGACCACGAGGACUCGGCGGGAUCGAAGUCCGCCCACUCGGAGGACCUCUCCCGCUCCCGGUCCCGCGCCCUCAGCUCCUCCACCGAGUCCCUGAACGUGGUGAGUCCGGCGCCCAGCAGCUGCACCACCUCCGCCUCCACGGCACCGCCCACCUCGACGAGUGGCUACGCGGGGGCGGCCUCCUCGGCGGCGACCACGCCCACCGGGGCCACCACCAACAGCUCCGGCAGUCCCCACAUCGAGCUGAGUUCCCCCUCGCCGCAGCAACUGCAACUGCAGCAGCAGCAGCAGCAACAGGUGCCGCUCUACAUGGGCGGUGGGGUUGGGGGGAGUGGCAGUGCCGCGCCCAGCUACCAUCCGCUCCUGGACGCCGCCAACGCCGCUGGCGCAGGAGCGGCCGCCUCCAGCAAGGACUUCCACUUGAUCAUGAACACCGCCGUGGCAGCGGCAGCAGCAGCUGCCCAGCAGCAACACCAGCAACAGCAGCAACAGCAGCAACAGCAACACCAGCAGCAGCAGCAACAGCAACAUCAGCAGCAGCAACAUUCUCAGGCGACGGCGGCAACAACUGGGUUGCACGCCCACCACUUGGCAGCCGCCCUCAUGGAACACGAUCCCGAUGCCUUUAGGAACAACUCCAUCGCCUGUUUGAGGGCAAAGGCGCAGGAGCACCAGGCCCGGCUGUUGAAUAACGGAGGACUUUUCCUGCAGGUGCGCAGGUUUGCCCAAGGCCAGAUGCAAAUCCAGGACCCAAGUGAUAUGCUCAAGCUCAACGAGGAACACAACAACAACUCCCCGCAAUCCAUUUCCAUAUCCCCCUCCCAUCUGAAUCCCCAAUCGAAUGUCAAAAUGGAGUUGACGGCCAACGGAGGAUCGAUGAAAAACUGUGGUGAGAUCUAAAGGAAGCCCCAAAAACUCAUCAUUUUUAAACGCCAAGUGCUACGAACCCAAAAAACAC
Messenger RNA from Drosophila rhopaloa, 2074 nucleotides. It is a transcript of the gene Vsx2, whose product is annotated as segmentation protein paired. The record is from RefSeq and is a predicted model, not a curated record. Gene Ontology annotation, molecular function: DNA-binding transcription factor activity, RNA polymerase II-specific; sequence-specific double-stranded DNA binding. Gene Ontology annotation, biological process: regulation of transcription by RNA polymerase II. Gene Ontology annotation, cellular component: nucleus. The transcript is spliced from 6 exons. Bases 1 to 2016 code for a protein of 671 amino acids. NCBI's taxonomy places the organism in Eukaryota, Metazoa, Arthropoda, Insecta, Diptera, Drosophilidae.